Molecule: messenger RNA, 486 nt
Organism: Peronospora matthiolae
Lineage: Eukaryota; Oomycota; Peronosporomycetes; Peronosporales; Peronosporaceae
Source: the annotation of a GenBank genome assembly
AUGGUGGCACGUGAAAUUACACCGAGUGCGGUCGGCCGUGAGAGCACCGCACUGAAUGUCGGUAAUGACAUUUUUGGCCAUAUGCCAUUUAGUGUGGGCGGCCGUGAGGGCACCACGCUUAACGCCGGUAAUGGCGUUGUUGGCGAUUCGCCAUAUGGUGUGGGCGGCCGUGAGGGCACCACACCUAAUGUCAGUAAUGAUAUUGUUGGCGAUACGCCGUAUAGAGUGGACGGCCGUGAGGGCACCACGCUUAACGCCGGUAAUGGCGUUGUUGGCGAUACGCCGUAUAGUGUGGGCGGCCGUGAGGGCACCACACCUAAUGUCAGUAAUGACACUGUUGGCGAUACGCCGUAUAGUGUGGACGGCCGUGAGGGCACCACACCUAAUGUUGGUCAAGACAAAAGCUCUCGUGUAGAGCGUCUCGAAGAGACAAUCGAGACGCCGAGUAGCAGCUGUAAAGCGCCAGGCGUCCUCACAGUCACAUAG